Molecule: messenger RNA, 1026 nt
Organism: Exophiala aquamarina CBS 119918
Lineage: Eukaryota; Fungi; Ascomycota; Eurotiomycetes; Chaetothyriales; Herpotrichiellaceae
Exons: 5
Coding region: 1-1026 (341 amino acids)
Biological process (GO): glucan catabolic process
Molecular function (GO): hydrolase activity, hydrolyzing O-glycosyl compounds
Source: RefSeq, a predicted model, not a curated record
AUGGCUGUACGCUCUCCUUUCAUUCGUUACUUGCGCCUGCCAGCCCUUUUCAUUUCUUUCGUGUAUGUACAGUAUGUCUGGGCCAUUACGGGCUCCACAUAUCAAUUGGAUGCCGAGUAUUCAGGAAACAAUUUCUUUGAUGGAUGGGAUUUUUUCACCGGUGGCGACCCCACUGGCGGUUUUGUCACGCAAGUACCCAAUCUCUCCAGUUUGCCUUACCUGCUCAUGAAUCGCAGAUAUUACAGUCGGUCCUCAGCUCAACUCACCGGUCUGAUCAAUGCAACGGAUGGACAGCCAGCAUACAUAGGCUCCGACCACACUAGCUUAAUCGGCUCCACUCAAGCAGCCGGUCGACCCAGCGUGAGGAUAUCAACUAAAAGGUCUUGGACUCACGGGCUGUUUAUUGGCGACUUCAAGCAUUCACCGGCUGGUGUCUGCGGCAGCUGGCCUGCUUUCUGGACGCUGGGACCGAACUGGCCAUACAACGGAGAGAUCGAUAUUAUGGAAGGCGUCAACCUGGUGGACCACAAUGGCAUGACCUUACAUACGAAUCCCAACUGUACAAUUUCGGGCGAUAGAAGAUUGAUGACCGGUCAGCUCCAGACUACUAACUGUGCAUAUUACCCUGGCUAUAACGUUGGCUGUGGAAUUAGCGACAAUCGACCUUCUAGUUUCGGAGCCGGCUUCAAUGCAAUCGGUGGCGGCGUGUAUGCAAUGCAAUGGACUUCUGAAUACAUCAGAAUCUGGUUCUUCCCAAGAGGCGAGAUCCCGAGCGAUAUUGUCAACAACAGUCCCAAUCCCAAUCCUGCGAGUUGGGGUUUACCACAAGCUCAUAUGCAGGGUGCCUGUGUGAUUGAUGAGCACUUUCAGUCCCAUAAAAUCAUCCUCAACAAUGCAUUUUGCGGCGAGUAUGCAGGGGCCGCGAGUGUAUGGAACUCGACUGUUAAUUCAUGCGCUACUCUCACCGGCUUCUCAUCAUGUUCGGCAUACGUCGCCACGGCACCGUCCGCUUUCCAAGCUUCGUAA